Molecule: messenger RNA, 990 nt
Organism: Sphenostylis stenocarpa
Lineage: Eukaryota; Viridiplantae; Streptophyta; Magnoliopsida; Fabales; Fabaceae
Source: the annotation of a GenBank genome assembly
AUGAGCAUUUUUGACAAUGGAACGCUUCUGCUGAAUAACAUAUUGCAGAGUAAUUUUGUUGGAUUAUCUGGUCAAAUGAAAUUUGAGCCAGAUCGGUCUCUCGUUCAUCCUGCCUAUGGCGUCCUUAAUGUGGUUGGAACUGGCCUUAGGAGGAUUGGUUACUGGUCCAACUAUUCAGAUGCCCCUCCUGUCAAAGAUUUCCUUGAAACUCACCCAGGUGCUUACACAACAUCACAUACUCACAACAAUGCUUCGUGGUUGUUAUUUUGGGAAAGGCACAUGAAAAGACUUUCAGAAUCUAUACAAGUUCUAUCAAAUUUCGCUCCACAGCUUCUAUUUAAAUCUAAUAAUUCUGCAGUUUUGUCACGAUCAUUAGCAACCUUGCCAAUAUGGCAACCCACUGUGCAGAUGCUUGUUGAUGAUUCAAUAUGCAAGGUCUUGCCAAUUGCUCUAAAAGAAAGAAAUGAUUGUGAGGAGCUGGGCAUUACAACUCUUGUUAGUGGUAAUUUCGAGGAAUUAGAUGCAUGUGAAACUGUCAGCGAGGAAAGCGUGAGUAAAAUUCUCGAUGUGCAUAUGCAUAUUGAGACUUAUGUACCUCCUACAUUUGAUUGGGUUUGGGAUUCAAAUGAUGGGAAGGCCCUGGGUGAUUAUAGAAAUAAAUACUCUAUUGAAGUACAAACAGCUCCUAUCAGCGAUGGUGUUCUUCCAGGAACAAUACGCCAACUAGUGCUUGAGAUAUGCAGGAGUGAAGGAAUUCCAUUUCGAGAAGUUGCUCCAUCAUGGUCAGAAUAUGAAAUCUGGGAGGAGGCAUUCAUCACUAAUAGCUUGAGGCUUUUGCAACAUGUGGACAGUAUUCAGGUACCAACAGAAUGGAAAUCAGCCCACCAUUCUAAAACUUGGAAGGAUAUAUCAUGGACCAAGGAUGAUCACAACUGUUAUCCAGGAAAAGAUUAUGGAGAAAGCAGUUCUGGAAGGAUACCCAAUAAGUAA